Molecule: messenger RNA, 2360 nt
Organism: Galleria mellonella (greater wax moth)
Lineage: Eukaryota; Metazoa; Arthropoda; Insecta; Lepidoptera; Pyralidae
Gene: l(3)73Ah
Product: polycomb group RING finger protein 3
Exons: 5
Coding region: 126-803 (225 amino acids)
Biological process (GO): regulation of transcription by RNA polymerase II
Cellular component (GO): PRC1 complex
Source: RefSeq, a predicted model, not a curated record
AAGUAAACUAAACGUAAAACGUUGAGUUGACUGAUCUUUAUAUUACCGUUUAUGUUCCAAUUAUUUUAUUUUCUAUUAGUUUUCAAUACUUUACCUAAUGUUUUUGCCGCAAAGGUAGUUUUAGGAUGACAAUGGAAAGAAGAAUCAAAUUAAAAACCUUAAACAGUCACAUUACUUGCAAGAUAUGUCGUGGAUAUUUUAUUGACGCUACUACAGUUACGGAAUGCCUACAUACGUUUUGCAAAAGUUGCCUGGUGAAACAUUUGGAGGAGAACAAUACAUGUCCAACAUGCAACAUUGUCAUCCACCAAUCUCAUCCACUGCAAUAUAUCAGCUUCGACCGUACCAUGCAAGAUAUUGUAUAUAAAUUGGUCCCUGACUUACAGGAUAAUGAAAUGAAACGCGAGCGUGACUUCUAUCGUACGCGGAACCUGCCGUGCCCCAAGGAUGCAGCUCUAGCUGCUGACAAGCCUGGGGCUGGAGAUGAACCGGAGCAACCUGACAACACUGACUGCCACAGAAAAGAUGAACAGGUCAACGUGUGCUUGGAGUGUAUAUCAACGUCCCUGCGUACAUUGAAGCGUAGCUUUAUCAGGUGUUCGUCGCAGGCCACCAUUACACACCUCAAAAAAUUUGUAGCCAAGAAAGUAUUAACGGGAAUGGAGAAGUAUAGAGAAAUUGACAUAUUAUGCAAUGAUGAAUUAUUAGGCAAGGACCACACAUUAAAGUUUGUAUAUGUAACACGAUGGAGAUUCAGAGACCCGCCCCUACGAUUGCAGUAUAGACCUAAAAUUGAUCUAUAAAUAGUAUUUUUUUAAAUGGUAGCAACAUGUUUUUAUAUAUGCCUGAAUAUAGUUAAUACCUAUAUAUUUAAUACAAUGUCUAUACUAUACUAAAUGAGGAUUGACUAUUACAUAUGAAGAUACCAAAUUAAGGAUACAGGCAAAGAACAAGGAAUGUCGUAAUUUUUGCUUUUCUCCCUCUUAUUUUAUUUGAUUUCUAAAAUUAAAAAGUCUGAUUUUAGCAAAAAUAUUUAAUAAUUAUUAAAAAAUAAAAAUAGAAAAGCGUAUAUGAAAAAACUCAUUAUUACUUCUAAGUAAAAAGUGAAUUUUGACCUGAAUAAUAUGACUACCUAACUUCUAAAUUGCGUUUUUUUUUUAUAAUUGAUACAUUAGGCCAUUCCCUGUUCUUUGCUUGUAUACUUCAAAUGGAAAAUUCCUUAGGUUUGCCUGUUUUGAAGGCUUUAUUCAAUUUUAUACUUGAAAACGAAAGUGAUAAGGUUCAUUAUGCAAUAAUGUCAAUAAAUGCAAGGAUUUUCCAUGAGUUCAUCUCAUGUAUGUGUGUUAAUAUAGCUACAAAAUAUGAUCUUGUAUGAGGUCAUUGAGUACAUCGUAGAAAGAGAAUGCUACAGGGACUAACCUUAAUCUAAGAGGUACAUACAUAUUUGGGCAUGUACUAACAUUGUCUGUUUAUGUGCAGCAAUGUUGGCUUUUGGUGGAAUUUGAAAUAUAUAAUUGAUAUCUAUAAUUAUAUGUGUAAGUGAGAACACUACUAAAAGUGUUUUCAUUUAUAAAGAUGGUUAUAUAAUUUUUUUUUACCUAAUAAAAUUAUUGGGGUCCAUUUUGAGAUGCAUUGCUCCAAGUCUAUCUCUUAGUCUAAUAUUUUAAUUUGAUAGUUUAGCAAUAUUAAUGUUUUAUGGACUAUCACAAAAUAAAUUUAUAAUAAUAUUGACUUAAAUCUAUUAGAAAAUUAUUUCAUAUUGGUCCAUCCAAUAAUUAUUUUGCUGUGAUAUCAAAUUUAAACUUUAAUUUUAGAGAUAGGUUUAAAGAAAUGAUCCCUCUGAAUUGUUAAACCAUCAUUUUCCACCAAUAGCUUUUAGGAUAACUUUCUCAAUGUAAACAUUUGAAUACAUCAAUUUCUUAUUAUUGUAAAUUUAAAUGAUCAGUCAACUUUUUACUUAUUUGUGGGUGAUCUUCUACUUUAAUCCAUAAUUCCUCGACACAUUCUUUCCGGGAACGCUCAGAUUGUAGAAUAUUUUUUCUCUAAAUAGAGUUUCAAAGGUCUUAAAAAGUUUUUUCAUAAUCAGCAAUGUGCAUAUGACACCACCAGUAUUACUGGCAUAUAUAGAUACCAUGGUAUAGUUAUGGUAACUAUUAGAGAGAUGCUCUGGAGCGUUCUUUGUAAUCUGUGGAGGAUGAGGGUAUAAAGUAGAUAAGUUUAAUUUUAUAGUCUAUUGUUAUGUUCAAACAUUAUGGGUUCAGUGGUCAUAUUACGAUGAUAAUAAUUUCGAAACAAACUGGAAGUUUUCUGAUUAAGAAAAUGCAGUGUUUUUAAUUAUUUUUGUUAAGAAGAAAAAAAUA